This is a messenger RNA of Myotis lucifugus (little brown bat), 1179 nucleotides long. RefSeq names its product ornithine carbamoyltransferase (gene OTC). The coding region runs from base 1 to 1179 and encodes 392 amino acids. The record is from RefSeq and is a predicted model, not a curated record. Gene Ontology annotation, biological process: L-citrulline biosynthetic process. NCBI's taxonomy places the organism in Eukaryota, Metazoa, Chordata, Mammalia, Chiroptera, Vespertilionidae. The transcript has 11 exons. Gene Ontology annotation, molecular function: ornithine carbamoyltransferase activity; amino acid binding. Gene Ontology annotation, cellular component: mitochondrion.
AUGCUGUUUAAUUUGAGGAUCCUGUUGAACAAUGCAGCUCUUAGAAAUGGUCAGAGGUUUGUGGUUCGAAAUUUUCGAUGUGGCCAACCAUUACAAAAUAAAGUGCAGCUGAAGGGUCGUGACCUUCUCACUCUAAAGAACUUUACAGGAGAAGAAAUUAAGUAUAUGCUAUGGCUAUCAGCAGAUCUGAAAUUUAGGAUAAAACAGAAAGGAGAGUAUUUGCCUUUAUUACAAGGGAAAUCUUUAGGCAUGAUUUUUGAAAAAAGAAGCACUCGAACAAGAUUGUCAACAGAAACAGGCUUUGCACUUUUGGGAGGACACCCUUGUUUUCUUACCACACAAGACAUUCACUUGGGUGUGAAUGAAAGUCUCACGGACACAGCCCGUGUCUUAUCUAGCAUGACAGAUGCAGUGUUGGCUCGAGUGUAUAAACAAUCAGAUCUGGACAUCCUGGCUAAAGAAGCAUCCAUUCCCAUCGUCAAUGGGCUGUCAGAUUUGUACCAUCCUAUCCAGAUCCUGGCUGACUACCUCACGCUCCAGGAACAUUAUGGCUCUCUGAAAGGCCUUACCCUUAGCUGGAUUGGGGAUGGGAACAACAUCCUGCACUCCAUAAUGAUGAGCGCAGCCAAAUUCGGAAUGCACAUCCAGGCAGCUACUCCAAAGGGUUAUGAACCAGAUCCCAAUAUAAUCAAGUUGGCAGAGAAGUAUGCCAAGGAGAACAGUACCAAGCUGUCGCUGACGAAUGAUCCAUUGGAAGCGGCUCGUGGAGGAAAUGUAUUAAUUACAGAUACUUGGAUAAGUAUGGGACAAGAAGAGGAGAAGAAAAAGCGGCUCCAGGCUUUCAAAGGUUACCAGGUUACAAUGAAGACUGCUGAAGUUGCUGCCUCUGACUGGACAUUUAGGACCUGUAUCAACACAGUUUCAUCAGAUACUCGAAAGGUCUGCAACUCGACAAAGUUUAUAACCCAUUUGCCAGAUGCUGAAUUUGCAUUUCUGCCUUGGAAGAACCAAGAACAGAAUUUGGAAGAGUUCUUGACUCAGAUCAGUGGUCCCAAUCUUGCCAUAUCCUUGGGUAACGUGCAAGGAGAAGAAAGUCUGGAGGUGGGGCCCAGGAUACUGGCAGGAGUAAAGCCUUUUUCAAAGGACAAAAAAGACCAAAUGAUCCUUCUUCGAGAGUGA